AUGGCGUCCCGGUCGAUUAUUUUGAGAUUCGAAAGCCGCAACGGCCAGUUCCGGCUGACAGUCAGCCCUCAGGACUUGUUUCCUACUCUUCAGCAGAAGAUUGUUGAACAUCUACCCCCCAGCACAGAUCCCGCAUCUAUUGCCCUCUCCAAUAAGCCCAUAGGUACUGGUGGUGAAGAGAGGCUUCUAAGCACUCUUGGUGGGGUGGCGAUCGAAAGAGUUGGCCUCAAACACGGAGACAAGCUCUAUCUCGGCUAUAACGAGACACAAGGACAACAGAAUGGCUCUGUCAACGGGGUUCCUGCCUCAACCGAAACGUCCCGCCGCUUGAACGGAGCACCUGUUCCACAGAACGAUACCGUCACCUUCCGCCCCCCGCAACCGACCUCCCCAACCACUGUGAUCAAGAACCCCUGGGAUGUGGUGCAACAAUCACCGCUCGAUGAUGCGCUGGACAAGAAGGACGGCAAGAUUCAUCGGCCCCGCGAUAUGAAGAUGUGUCGACAUGGUCCCAAGGGCAUGUGUGACUAUUGCAUGCCGCUCGAGCCAUAUGACCCCAAAUACCUGGCUGAGAAGAAGAUCAAACAUCUCUCCUUCCACUCGUACUUACGAAAACUCAACGCCUCCACCAACAAAGCGGAGCUCAAAAGCUCUUUCAUGCCCCCGCUCAAUGAACCAUACUAUCGCGUAAGACGAGACUGCCCGUCCGGACACCCUCAAUGGCCGGAGGGCAUUUGCACAAAGUGUCAGCCGAGUGCCAUCAGUUUACAGCCGCAAGAGUUCCGGAUGGUCGAUCAUGUGGAGUUCGCCCACUCAGAGCUUGUCAACUCGUUGCUCAACUUCUGGCGGAAAUCCGGGGCCCAGCGGUUGGGAUUUUUGUACGGAACCUACGAAGAAUACGCGGAAGUGCCCCUGGGCGUCAAAGCAGUGGUGCAGGCAAUCUAUGAGCCUCCACAAGUUGAUGAAGUUGACGGGGUCACGCUGCACGAGUGGCCCGAUGAGAAGGAGGUCGAUGAGGUGGCCCGGCUUUGUGGCAUGGAGAAGAUUGGAGUGAUAUUUACAGACCUGCUUGAUGCAGGUAACGGAGAUGGAUCAGUAGUGUGCAAGCGGCACAUUGAUUCAUACUAUCUUUCUUCCCUCGAGAUCGCUUUCGCAGCGCGCCUACAAGCUCAACAUCCCAAGGCGACAAAAUGGAGCCGAACGGGCCGUUUUGGAUCCAACUUCGUCACCUGUGUCCUCAGUGGAGAUGAAGAAGGUGCGAUCACUGUCAGCGCGUACCAAGCAUCCGUGGCUGCAGUCGAGAUGGUUCGAGCCGACAUCGUUGAGCCGUCCGCCGAACCAUCUGUGAUGCUAGUCCAGUCUGAGGAUGACGAUGAGCAGAACAGAUCUCGAUAUAUCCCUGAGGUCUUCUACCGCAAGAUCAACGAAUACGGCGUCAGUGCCCAGCAGAAUGCCAAACCCAGCUUUCCAGUGGAAUACCUCCUGGUCACAUUGACCCAUGGUUUCCCCACCGAAUCUUCCCCACUCUUCACCGACAGCAGCUUCCCCAUCGAGAAUCGCGAAGUCAUUGGCGAGAGUCAGGAACUACGCAACGUCGCGAAGAAGCUUGUUUCGCAUGCUGACCCGGAGAAGGCAAUCCGUGCCGUGUCAGAUUUCCACUUGCUGUGCUUCCUGCACAACCUCUCCACCUUCAGCAAAGUAUGGCCUGCUGCUAUAGUACAUCGCAAUAUUAUCAGUCGCAUGCUAACAUAUCCCUCCACUCUCCAGGACGAAGAAUCUCUUCUCUGCCGCGUCGCAACCUCCCGUAACCCCGCCGAUGGUAUGCAGUUGAUCAACACCCCCGGCUGGGCGACACUGGUCACAAUUCUGCAGGAAAGUGGUGAGCGGCCCCCCAAGCGCCCCUGGCUGAGCACGGCCACACUACCUCCAUCUUCAUCAUCACCAUCACCAUCACCCGGAUCUGAGCUCCCUCUCCCCAUGAGAAAAGCCGGUCGACGCCCCUUUCCCUCUGCCUCUGCCUCCUCCCGAUCCGCCUCUCCCAAAUCAGAAAGUGAACAGCUUGCUAAGAGGUUUAAGGGAGCUAGCCUAGAAUGA
This is a messenger RNA of Aspergillus aculeatus ATCC 16872, 2094 nucleotides long. It is a transcript of the gene npl4, whose product is annotated as nuclear protein localization protein 4. The transcript has 4 exons. The coding region runs from base 1 to 2094 and encodes 697 amino acids. Gene Ontology annotation, biological process: ubiquitin-dependent protein catabolic process. Gene Ontology annotation, cellular component: nucleus. Gene Ontology annotation, molecular function: ubiquitin binding; ubiquitin protein ligase binding. NCBI's taxonomy places the organism in Eukaryota, Fungi, Ascomycota, Eurotiomycetes, Eurotiales, Aspergillaceae. The record is from RefSeq and is a predicted model, not a curated record.